Molecule: messenger RNA, 1376 nt
Organism: Pelodiscus sinensis (Chinese soft-shelled turtle)
Lineage: Eukaryota; Metazoa; Chordata; Testudines; Trionychidae
Source: RefSeq, a predicted model, not a curated record
UUUUCUGUCGAUGGCAGUGCUCCUCGGUUUAUGAGGAAGAACACCUUGUACGACAGCGAUCCAUCGAAAAAAACUGUAUGUGGAUGCAGGGAGCUAAGUUUUUUUUUUUUUUUUCAGAAAAAAAAAGGGUCUUCAGGAAGAAGCCUUGGUGGACAGUCUGGGGUAUGCCUUGCAUCUCUCUGGUUCCUGUCUGCAGCCAUCUUUUAAAGGGACAGUCACCCUCACAGCCAGUUGUGGCAGCAAAGCAGACAGAGCACACAGCUCUUCCAGUUCAGCCAUGUCCCAGCCCGAGGACCCUCCUGGCCCUUCCAGACAGUCUUCUGGGGACCCAACCAGGGGCUCCGAAUGCCGGGCACGGGCAUGGUUUGGGCCAGAGCUUAAGACCCUUCUUGAGCUCUGGUCGGAGAAGGAGGCCUUCUAAGCCCUGCACACAAGGCGGUGAAAUGUGGAUAUUUUUGGCUGCAUGGCAGAGGCCCUGGCCAAGAGAGGGCACAAUCCCUGCACCCAGGACCAGGUGCGCUCUAAAGUCAAAUAGCUGCUCCAGGGCUAUGUUAGGGCCAGGGAGGAGAGCUCCUGUUCUGGGGCAGGCCCCUCCCCCCCCACUACUGCCCUUAUUAUUCUGAGUGGCCCAGAUCCUUGGUGGUGGGGAAGGACGCACACCAUUGUGUCUCGUCCAGUCUGGCUUGGGGGACCCUGUGGUGGAUGCUCCAGAGCAGGACCUAGAGCAGUCCAGGGUGUCUGGAGACAGGGAGAUGGUGCUGGAGGAGGAGGAGAGCGAGAAGACUGUGAUCCUCAUUCUGGAGCCAGUCACCCAGACCCCAGAUGCCUCCCAGGUGUCAUCUGAUGCCGGAGGCAAAGCACCAGAUGGACCAGCCAUGCAAGAGGGCCGCAGCACCCCAGCCCCACCUCCAACCCAGGGACAUGGGAGCCGCAGACACAGGCGUGUCUAUGCAGACAUCCUGAGGCAGCAUGUGGUGGCCCUGCAGGAUCUCAACACCAAUCUGCGAGAGAGGAUGGAGGUAGAGGCAUGGUGGCAUGAUAGGCUGAUGGAGGAGCUUGUCCAGCAGCUCACGUCCCUGUGUGCCACUCUCAGGGAGGUCUGUGGCUUGCCUGCUCCUGUGCUUGGCCCUGCUCCUCCAGCACACCAUGACCCUGCCCCACCAAACCCCCCUUCCACAGCACCAUCGCCUUCCCCCCUUGUAUCUCCCUUUCCCCUGAAGCCUGAGCAUGUGGAUGUCAGUAACCUUCCUAUUAAUGAAUUGGACUGCUCAACGGGGCGGUGCACAGAUUGGAAUGUGUGUCCCAUCGAGUGCUCCUCCACAAUUCGGGAAGCCAAUGGCAGCAAAGCUGGCUAUGACGCUAUCCAGGUCUGCUAG